This is a messenger RNA of Danaus chrysippus (African queen), 2883 nucleotides long. NCBI's taxonomy places the organism in Eukaryota, Metazoa, Arthropoda, Insecta, Lepidoptera, Nymphalidae. The record is from the annotation of a GenBank genome assembly.
AUGACCUUACUGAGAUGGAGUUAUCUCGCUAAUGUACCAUGCGCGACCUUUGACCUCGGGGUCACACGUACAUCGUUUUUGGGGGUGCCACCAAUCGACUACCUACGCCAGGUUACCCUGGACUUGGGAGGUGAAGGAAUACUUGGAUCUGUCAGCGACCGACACAUGAUACGUCGAGCACCUCCAACCCACACUCCUCAAUCUAGGAGCAACGUCAGAUCUUUAAUUAGGAGGUUCAAUGAGGUAUCAGCAUGGGUGACAGAGCUGGUGUUAAACCAGGCUUCCUCUGAAGAGAGGAAAGUGACCCUCGCCUGCAUCCUCAGAGUCGCCUUGACUUGUUGGAAUAUUGGAAACUUUAACGGUGCUAUGGAGAUCGUCGCGGGAUUGAAGUCACACAAACUAAAGUCUUUCUGGCUGAGCAUAUCAGAGGAGCCUUUGCCAACCUUGGACUUCCUGUCAGCUGCUUUACUGUCUGCGGAGUACGAAAGGGCCCUGGGACGAGCGUUGAUGAUGCCAGAAUGCAGACUGAUACCGUUCUUUGGUGCUUUUCUCAGGGAACUCAGAGAGAUCCUAUCAGCCACUCCGCCUUUAACGAGUCACUCUGUCGCCGCUACUCCGACCCACAGAAGAGAUUUCAAACGCGAAUCCACUAAAGAUGAAAGAUCAUCAACAAAAAGGGAUGCGAGGCGGGAUUCAAAACGAGAUCAAUCCAGUCCUUUAAGAGAGAGUUCCAAACGGGAAUCUAGGUUUAGCGAGCCAAGCCGACAAGUGUAUAUAGCUUCAUUUGAUGAAGAGGGGGAGCAGUUCCGACGAGUGGGUCCCGAGGGUCUUGUGAACUUGGAGAAGGUGUAUCGAACCCAGGCAGUCAUGGAUCAUAUAGCCAGCUUCCAUCAACACCGAUAUAGCCUAGCCAGGACCACAGCGCCGCUAUUUGGAGAUUAUUUAAGAACAGCUAUAGCAUCUUGCGAGGAACCGGUGUUCGUCCAACCAGCUCAAAAGACCACGGGCACUGACUUCGAGAACGAGGCUUUAUACGAGCUGGAGGGCGGGGGAUAUACUCCAGUACAACCCUUACCUCAUGAUCAUGGAGUCACCAUGUUCCCUUUAGCGCCACAGAAUGGAGAAAGAAUGGAUAGGCACGUGUUACAGAUAAUGCAGCAUGGUACAGCAUGUGUGGUGGGAGAGGCUGAGUGGAGUGGAGCCCUGGCGCAUCUUCGACUAGAGCGAUCAUGUGCUCUCCUGACUUGGAGCCGAACAGCGCACAGACCUCACUCUUUUCAUGGUGAUGCCGUGUCAGAAAAUGUUCAACAACCAGAAAUUAGUCUCUCAUACAAUCCCGAGGAAGUUAUACCUCUGAAAUAUUUGGGUAACUUGGCUCAUGAAAACGAAGCUGGCGUGGUAGGAGAUGAAGGCUUCGUGGAUCUACAGUGCGUGAAGGAUCUCCGCCUCUGUGGUAAACUGCUCGAGCCACGCGACGUUUCUGAACUGUGCGCAAACGCGCGACGCCACGGUCUGGAGACUGGCCAGAGACCGCAUAUUAUAAGUCUAGUCUAUGGCAAGACUUUAAGCGACAACCGAACCGUGCAUUUUGUUCUGCCGCCUUAUUCAUUUAGGGUCUGGGCCGUAGGACUCCACGCAGUCGUCAAAGCUCUGAUCAGUCAGACGAAACUAGCUGAUAGAAGUCUCGCGUGGUUAAAAAACAAAUACACAGCUCUUUAUUAUGAGGAUGGUUGCUGUUGUGAACCACUUGUCUCUGAUGCUAUACGGGUAUUCGGCGGUCGAGAGUCAGUUGGUGGCAGUUCCUCUCAAUCAACACCUGUCAGAUACGCUGAAUCCCACACAGACUCCAGCAGAAGUAGUGGCAUCAAGUUCAAGAAGAAUAAAUCUACGUCAGAACUUAAAAGUUCCCCAAAAAGCAGCGGAUCACAUCCGUCAGGAACGAGGAGUGAAGAUGAAGUUCAGCCUUCACCAAGACACAGUUCGUACUCAGCUGCUUCAAGCGCACGACACAGCAGUCUCACAGCUAGUUUUAUAUCAAACUCACCCAAUAGAAGCAGUUUAAGAAGACUGGAGACCAGUGAAAGGUUUUGGGAGAAUCUCAAGCAUCUACGGACUGGCUCUGUUGGAUAUGACACACAACUAGACUUCAUGGAUUUUGUUUCUUUAUUUAGAAGUUUUAGCCUAGUGAUGAGAUCCGAGCUCCGGGAGGUGUUCUCACAGCUGGCUGUACCACGAUCUCGUGGCGCACUCCUGGCGGAGAAGAGCAGAAGUUCUCCAGAGCUGUUCAGCAGAGGAGGAGUGAGGAGUGGUUUAUUGACCAGGAACGGAUCUUUGGACCUCGAGCCACCGAGUGAUAAAGUCGGGAGAAAGAAAGCCUUCGAUAUUCUAGCAGCUGCAGCAUUACCAGGGGCCAGUCCAGAUGUGAGUGACAGAGUGUUGACGUUACCCACUUUAGGAAAAUUCUGUGAAACAAGACAAAACGAGCCGAAGACUGAACAAAAAUUAAAAGAUAUUAUUUAUAGACAUGAACCAGACCCUACCUUGCGAUCAGAAAACUGCUUGUCAUUCGAAGGAUUUGUGAGGUUCUUGACGGAUAAAGACAAUUACGCUUUCGUUCCGGAACAAAGGAGGGCCAAUAAUUUGGUUAGCAAAGAAACAGAAGAAGAGACAGAAUCUAAGGAUAUGACGGGUCCACUCAGCGAGUACUACAUUGCAAGCAGUCACAAUACAUACCUCACUGGACAUCAGCUGAAAGGAGAAUCGUCGGUGGAAUUAUACAGUCAGGUAAAUAUAUUUUGGCAAAAUCUUUCUAGUAGCCGUUUCCAGGAAAAUUACAGGAUAUUAAAUAGGAAUUACAUAUUAAAACUUAUAUCCUACACCUAA